Paralichthys olivaceus (Japanese flounder) is the source of this 571-nucleotide messenger RNA. Lineage: Eukaryota; Metazoa; Chordata; Actinopteri; Pleuronectiformes; Paralichthyidae. The record is from RefSeq and is a predicted model, not a curated record.
UCCCACCGUCUUCUACACCACCUGCGUUGGUUACUUCUGUUUGGUGUUUCUUCUGAACGUGGCCAUGUUCAUCGUGGUGAUGCUGCAGAUCUGCGGCCGUAACGGCAAACGCAGCAACCGCUCGCUGCGAGAGGAGGUUCUGCGAAACCUGCGGAGCGUCAUCAGCCUCUCCUUCCUGCUGGGGAUGACGUGGGGCUUCGCUCUGUUCGCCUGGGGACCCGUGAGCCUGGCCUUCAUGUACCUCUUCGCCAUCUUCAACUCCCUGCAAGGUCUGUUCAUCUUCAUCUUCCACUGCGCCCUGAAAGAAAACGUGCAGAAGCAGUGGAGGAGAUACAUGUGCUGCGGUCGAUUCAAGCUGUCGGACAACUCAGACUGGAGUAAGACGGCCACCAACAACACCAAGAAGGUGAGCUCAGAAAACCUGGGCAUGUCUCUGUCGUCCAGCUCGUUCGGCUCCAGCACCGCUAACUGGACGUCCAAAGCUAAAGCUACGCUCAACCCGUUCACCAAGCGACACAGUAACACAGAAACCUCUUCCAGCCAAUAGCAGGAGAGGAGGACUGACAGGUAA